GAGCGGCCCGACUGCGUUUUUUGUGCUAACGUAAACCGAUCCGAAAAUCGACCAUAAAAGUGAAAAGCCACGCGACCAGGGGAAAAAUGAAUCCUGGAAAUCGGUAGUUGCCGCGAAAGGUGCCUAAUAAUUGGAACUGAGAUCCAAGGUGCAGAGCUCCGCGCGGGCAGGUGCUGCAAGUGAAAGAACACUGCAAGUGAAGUGCAAGUUACAGUCAAAGGAGCACGGGGCAGUGGGGACUCAGAAAGUGCACCAAGGAGACUCUACUUCGCUUACUGGUGUGUCCGGAAUAGCAUAGCGAAGAGAUGGUGAAGACGCAGCUGAGGAGCGAAACCAACUAACGAACCAGAUGAUGUAAACGACCUACGACCGCCCUCCUCUCUAUUCUUUCUCUUCAAUCGAAUCGAAAGUGAAAUCGAACCUCGGAGAAGUCUCGGGCAGCAGCAGCAGCAAGCCAUAAGCCGAACCAGAAAACCAAAACUGCCUUCGUUGCACUGCAAUCGAAGCUGCAUUCUUUGGUUUCAUUUUUUUUCUUUGGAAUUCAAAAGCACAUCACAGCGAUCGCCAUGAACCUGUCACCAAGCUUAUCUGCCACUGGAAACCUAAUGCUCCUCGCCCUAUGCCUUCUGCUGGCCACCUUUCAUGGCGCCAGUGUGCAGGCGGAGCGCGAUUUCAAUGUAAACGACUCCCAGGUGCCCGUCAUUGAGCCCAAGGAUGUGCCCGCCUACAAGCAGGAUCCCUAUGUCAAGGAGCUGAUGGGCUGCUCCAACAGCCAGAGCGAGAUCGUCCUCUCCCUGGUGCUGAAGAAACACGACUGGAGCGAUCUAACUGCCACCAAGCGAGCUCAUGUCCAGGCCAAGCUGGCCAAGUUCUUUGCCAUACCCAAGGAAUUCAUAUCCCUGGACUCUGUGUCCAAGCACGAGCUGAAGUCCAUGCACAAGUUGGCCAACAAGAGGGGCGGAAAGGGCAACAAAAACAUAGAAACCCUGAAUCGUCGUCUAGGACGCGCCAGUUUCAUGAUCGGCUGUGAUUCGCGGUACUUUGCCAUGGGGGAGCCGAUAGCCAUGCAGAUUGCCCAUCAAGUGAAGGAUGGCACCAUUGGAGCCUUGACUGAGGAGAACUUUGGUCUGUGGUUCAUUUGGCGAAAGGAACUGAAGGCCCGAUCACACCGCAAGAGACGCCAAUCAGAGGGCUCUGGCAACGAGGAUGACGACUACGAGUACGAAGACGAUACCGAAGACACUUCGGAACCCAGCACGGAAGUACCACCUGUGACAACACACGCCCAUCGACACCAUCACGGAGCGUCGGAGGUUCCCGAUUCCGUUUCGGUCGCGUCGGUCGCAUCCGUGGAGGAGAUCCAGGAGAGCGUCUCCAAGCUGGAGUCCGUGAUCAGUAAGACCAUUGAGAACACGAAGAACAUCAAGGAGCUGCUCAUUCUGGGUGCGGAUGCUGAGGAUGAGGAGGACGAGGAGUUCCGGCAGCUAAUCCCAGGGGAGGCUGCCACCUUCAGCAGCAGUACGGCGGCAACUCCAGUGACGGAAACCGUGAAGCCUGUCCUGUUCCCGGAGGAGAAUCAAGUGGAUCAGGCAGCUAUCGAUGUGGAGAUCGAGACUUCCACGCACGCGUCCAAGCCGUACUCCCCGUAUGAUGCCACCUCUGCGAUGGUAGCCACGUCCUCGUCGCCCACAUCCGCCCAGCCAGCGAUUUCGGAACCUCCUCCACCUCAAACAUCGCAAUCGUCGGCGACCACACCCACACCCAUGCUCACCGAGCUCGAUGGCAAUGCCCCCACCACCACCACCACCACCACCAUAACCACCUCACCAGCAUCCCUGUCCCCGGCAAACCCCGCAUUUCUGUCUCCAUCUUCACAGGCCACUCAACCAUCCUUAAAAACAACUACAACAACAUUAACAAGCACAACAGCAACAAUCUCAACAACAACAGCAACAACAAUAUUGUCAGAAUCGCCAAAGCCAAACACUCUGCACAAUGAUUUCGAGCUGAGCACCCUGCUGCCCUUCGACGAAAGUGAAGGCAGCACCCCAUCAGCAGCAACAGCAGCACCUACUCCAAGCGCAGCCGGAGCAGCAUCGGCGGAAACACCAACUCCAAGUGCCACGGCAGCCACUUCAAGCGAAAGCGAGAUCGAUUUUCAUGUAGAAUCCACCACACACCGUAUUGUUAGCUCUAAGCAGGGAGAACCUGGUGACAGCCUCAACAGCAGUAGCAGUAACACUUUAACCCAUAAUGAGCUGCCCACUCCAACAGUAGGAACUACUACCACCACCGUCCAGCCCGAAUCCAGCAGCUCGUUCGCCUCCACGGACUAUGUUGAACCGCCGCAGGAGGAGAAUAGUCCGCCGGUCAUUGAGACGCGUCUCCCGAAACUGGCUGUUACGUCGGGUAAGGCCUUCACCUACAUCGUGCCUCUCGAGACUUUCUCUGAUGCCGAGGACCAGGGCAACCUGAGGCUGGAACUCACCGACAAAGAUGGCCAUGAGCUGAAGUCAACCUCGUGGUUGCAGUUUAACGCCGAUAAGAGGGAACUCUAUGGACUCCCCUUGGACGACACCGUAUCCCGAUGGCAGUAUCGACUCUCGGCAACCGACUCAGGCAAUGCGAGUGUCACGGAAACCGUAGAGAUCAGCGUCCAGCAGCACCGGGCGGUGAGGACCAUCAACCAUGAGAUUAGUAUUUCUGUGAGGAUCAACGAAAAGCACGGCCACAACAUCAACUGGCAGUUGAAGCUGAUCAACGCCGUAGCUAGGACAUUGGACGAUACGAACAGCUCAGCGUUGGUGGUGCGGGAGAUUCGGCAAACUCCCCAGGAUCCCUACUCGGCUACCUUGGUCUAUUUCAACGAGACUCUGCCAACAAACGAGUGUCCCGAAAGGGAACUCCAUGACCUUGUUGGCCGGCUGGAUGCCCAGCGGCUGAGUGACUUGGUUCAGCCUCUGCUGGCCAUCAAAUCCAUUACUGGUCAGCUGAUUGGUUCCUGCCAGAAGGAGCUGACGCGAGUGAAGCCCACACAGCACAUGGCCAAGAAUGUGCCGCCCAUGCCGCGGAACCAGGUCGAUCGCGUGAACGCCAGUGUGGGGCAGUUGUUGGUCUACAAAGUGCCGACCGACACUUUCUACGAUGCCAACGACCAGCAGCUGACUCUGACUCUCAAAACCAAGGACCACAAGGAGCUGAGCACACGUCACUGGCUGCAGUUCGACUCCAAAAACGAGGAGUUUUAUGGUGUUCCCAAGAGCGGGGAUAUUGGCUCCGAGGAGUACCUGUUGGUGGCCGAGGACAGCGGUGGGUUAGUUGCCCACGAUGCCCUGGUCGUGGUGGUUAGCCAUGCUCCCAAACGAGAGUUUGGAGCCUUCUUCAAGGCAUAUCUGGCCAUCAGGCACGAAAACUUUAACGCCGAACUGCAGCGGAAGUUUGUGGAGCGCGUAGCCAAGUUGCACGGAGAUCCCACCACCAGCCAGAUCCAGAUCCGAUCCAUAACCACCCACCAUGACUCGGAUGGCACGAUUGUCAACUUCUACAACACAACCCUGUACAAAAUGCACAAUCGUUGUCCGGAGAAGGAGCUGGCCGCCACCAGGAGUAUCUACCUGAACAGCGAUCUUAGCCUCAAGGAUUCGGUGAAGCGAGCUUUGGGCCCGGAAUUGAAUCUAACCAACUUUUCGGUGGUUCCGUUCGGCAGCUGCCAUCAUGCUGAGAUUCCGGAUAUUCAACCCGAUUACAACCCAAGGCCCGAUGAGCCCAGCCUGAAGUCCACUUUCAGCGACGAGUACUUGGCCAACAUUGUGCUACCCGCCGUCAUCAUUGUGGUCAUGAUUAUCUUGGCAUCCCUUGUGGCCUGCUGCCUGCACCGGCGUCGUCACAAGAGCGGAAAGAUGGAGCUGGGCGACGAUGAGGAGCGCAAAUCCUUCCGAACUAAGGGUAUCCCCGUAAUCUUCCAGGACGAGUACGAGGAAAAACCAGAGAUUGGCAACAAGAGUCCGGUUAUUCUGAAGGACGAGAAGCCUCCUCUACUGCCACCCUCCUACAAUACCUCGAAUAUGAAUGGUGACAACGACGUGGAUGAGUAUGUGCCACCGCCGGCUGUUGUGGUGGGCGGACGGGAGGUACGAGGGAAGUCCCCGGCCACACCCUCCUACCGCAAGCCUCCGCCAUAUGUGUCACCAUAAGUCAGUGGGAUCAGGAGGAGCAGAAAAGUAACAAUAAUACCAAUCGCAUCGUAUUAACCACACAA
Molecule: messenger RNA, 4258 nt
Organism: Drosophila bipectinata
Lineage: Eukaryota; Metazoa; Arthropoda; Insecta; Diptera; Drosophilidae
Gene: Dg
Product: Dystroglycan
Biological process (GO): muscle attachment; axon guidance; nerve development
Cellular component (GO): dystroglycan complex; sarcolemma; dystrophin-associated glycoprotein complex
Molecular function (GO): laminin binding; calcium ion binding
Source: RefSeq, a predicted model, not a curated record